CCGUUUGCUUUUUUGCACGAGAGAGAGAGUGCAUGCCAUAUUCGCACUUCAACGCCCUGGUUGAUUGGUUUCACCCUCGAGCAGACCAAGUUAUGUGUGAUUCCCGGAACUGGUGUUUGGUCCGCCUCUGAAGUUCGCGAAAAGGAACACAAGCAUCCGGUGGUACCUUGGUUCCGGCAGGGGAGGCGAGAAAUAACACCGCAUUAGAGUCAUGCCCCUCAACCCGGUGUUAACCUCCAUGGCCAAUACCUACGAUAAUAAUGCUGACAGUAACCCCCGCCGGUCGACGGAUAGCUACAGCAGUAUAGAGACACUAUCCCAUCCCCGAAAGCCGCUGCAGGGCAACAGCAGCAGGUCCUCGUCAAGCGGCUUCUCGUCCACCUCCUCUCCACGGCGUUCCCCACUUCACGAACGAGCCCCAAUCAUUGCGGGGACUCCUCCGAGACAUUAUCAGUCAACCGACAAUGUAACCGCCUACCCAUCCGACCCGAACGACCAGCAAACCGACAACCAACAGCGAUCUCAGGCACAUCGAACUAAAUCUCCGAGCGGUUCAAUGGACAGCCACUGCACUUUCGGCGAUGGCCACCCGUGGUAUAAACGGGUCUUGGACAAGUACGGGAGUCUGGAACUGGACAACAAGGGCAGCGUGGCGAGAGACCAUCUCGCCCUCGAACGAACGUUUCUCGCCUGGCUCCGUACAUCUCUCGCCUUCGCCUCCAUCGGAAUAGCUAUCACACAGCUAUUUCGUCUUAAUACAUCUAUCCAACAACAGACACCGGCCCCUGCCUCCGCCUCCUCCAUAAGCUCCCACUUUCCUCCGCCCGUUAUAUCGGACGAGUACCAAGCUAACGACUACAACUCAAUCGGUUUGGUCGAAGAGAGCCGGCGGCUUCGCAGCUUGGGAAAGCCUCUCGGCGCUACGUUCAUCGGUGUGGCCAUCAUCGUCCUAGUUAUCGGAUUCCAUAGAUACUUCCAGGGUCAGUACUGGGUGGUUCGCGGAAAAUUCCCUGCUAGUCGCGGCAGUGUGGCUGUUAUUGCUUUCAUAGCCGGUGCUUUGAUGGUUAGUAGCUUGGUGGUUAUUUUGGCUAUUGCACCGGGGGCGAUUGAAUCGUGA
This is a messenger RNA of Coccidioides posadasii C735 delta SOWgp, 1117 nucleotides long. RefSeq lists its product as uncharacterized. The record is from RefSeq and is a predicted model, not a curated record. Lineage: Eukaryota; Fungi; Ascomycota; Eurotiomycetes; Onygenales; Onygenaceae.